AUGACCUCAGAAGUAUCAUCAAAUUACGUUUUUAGUGAGACAGAUCUCCAAGAAGAAGCACAUCGUCUCCAAGAAGAAGCUCACGAGCAGCAAUGGCGACUUACAUUAUUUAAGACAUAA
Molecule: messenger RNA, 120 nt
Organism: Phytophthora nicotianae INRA-310
Lineage: Eukaryota; Oomycota; Peronosporomycetes; Peronosporales; Peronosporaceae
Exons: 2
Coding region: 1-120 (39 amino acids)
Source: RefSeq, a predicted model, not a curated record